Molecule: messenger RNA, 1095 nt
Organism: Microstroma glucosiphilum
Lineage: Eukaryota; Fungi; Basidiomycota; Exobasidiomycetes; Microstromatales; Microstromataceae
Exons: 1
Coding region: 326-961 (211 amino acids)
Source: RefSeq, a predicted model, not a curated record
GGUCGUUUGAGCUCGGGAAAAGUAGCCGGUCCUAUCUUGUUGUCGCCAGGCCGGGGCUCCCUGUAGGCUGAGGAGCCGUAGCGAGAUAGGAGGGCUGGGCGUUGGGCGUCGAGCGUUCUUUGGAGAGUGAGCGUUGCGUGCGGAAAGGGGAGCGUGGGAAGCGAAAAGGACGGCGGAGGUGCUUUGGGUAAGGUAGGGCUCGACGGCGAUUAAGAUCAAGGACGGGGGCGAUGAUAUUAGAGGGAGCGAUGGUAAGGCAAGGAGGAAGGAAGGAAGGAACGACGACGAAGAGAGAGUCAAGUGUGUGUAUAGUGUUGAGUCGAGGAUGAGCGGACAGAGGGACGGACGGACAGGCGCAGGGACGAGGGACGUCAGUGAGAGAUGCUGUCUGUCCGCGUGUGUGUGUGUGUGUGUGUGUGUGUGUGUGCGUGCGUGUGUGCAAGUGAAAUUGCCACUCCGACCAACACCACCCUGGGCCAACGGCACCCGGCUCCUCGUCUCCUUUUCCCUGUCCCGGCGCGGUGCUGCUGCCUGCCGCCGGCUGUCCUGUGGUGAUGUUGCUUGGGCCCACGAGGCCAGUCGCGUCCAGGGCGCGCGCCUCUGUCCAUCUCCCGAUCAAUUUUCUCACACACGCAGACAGAGGGAGAAGGGAGCAGUCCCCUCUUUUUUCGAAGAAGCACAAGAAGCAAUCAAUCCAGCUCAGCUCAGCUCAGCGCCUGUCUUGCCUAGCCUAGAAAGCAAAAGAAAGAAGAGAAAACUUAACGUCGCAUGGCGUGGCGUGGGCCGACGCGCAUGCCGAGAGAUAGGCGGGCCAAACGCAUCAGGGCCCAUGACCGAGGUCCCUGCUUUGCCUUUGCCUGCUUUUCACGCGAGGCACAAGCUGCACGCCUUGUAUAUGCACAAAGGCUACCGGAAUGAACCAUCCGUGCGUAAGAAGUGCUUGGAAGAGAGAGAGAUAUAGCGUCAAGACGGGUCCCGUCGCACAUGAGUAGGAGGGAGAAGGGCGUCGCGUGUCCUGUCGUGUUGUUGUUGUGUUGAUCUCCCCCUCUCCGCUCUGCUCAGACUCUUGCCGGCCCACGCUGAGAGUCGGCACAU